This is a messenger RNA of Saprolegnia diclina VS20, 1277 nucleotides long. RefSeq lists its product as hypothetical. The transcript is spliced from 5 exons. The record is from RefSeq and is a predicted model, not a curated record. Bases 30 to 1115 code for a protein of 361 amino acids. NCBI's taxonomy places the organism in Eukaryota, Oomycota, Saprolegniomycetes, Saprolegniales, Saprolegniaceae.
AGCAUCGGUGCCAUUCAAAACUCUAAAGCAUGAUCGGGACCGCGCUCGCACGUCGAAUGCUCGUCCGCGGCUUCGCGUCCAGCGCCAAGCUCUCGAUGAAGCCCAUCAACCUCAAGCUCGUGGCUUCUUCCUUCUUGCUGCAGGUGCAUCCGGACGUGCUUCAGUUCGACCGGCGCGGUCUCAAGGACGUGCACGAAUCCAUCAAGGACCAGAAUGAAGACGCGCUCAAGCACCUCAACGCGUUCUUGGACAUGGCCGGCGCCGGCUGCAACGGCAACAUGACCAACGACCUCUUGGCCACGCGGAGCUUUGCCUUUGACUUUCACGUGCCCGUGCCCAAGAAGCUCGUCAAGCGCCACACCAAGCCGCUCGUCGACGUCGACGGCCAAGCCUACUUGCACAUUCGCGAAAAGGUGGUCAUCCCGCCCGAGCUCUACGACAUGACACUGCAGUCGCUCUCGCCGCUCGGUGCCAACAUCCUCGACAAGACUGCCAUGCUGUGGCGAAAGUACACCAAUUCGGUGCUCUCGAGCCUCUUUCACCAAGCCGACAUCCCCGUUGUCUCGCAGCACGCCAACGGCGAGCUCAUUCCUUGGGACGAAGAUUUGACCGAGACCAACGCCGUCGGCGACGGCAGUGCCCGCGAGGCCGAAGACAUUGAGAAGAAAUUCCGCAAAAUGCUCACGCGCGAACGCAACAUUGUGUUCAAGCACACGACGGGCUUUGAAGCCGACGUCCAGCGCCAUCGCGUGCUCCUCGAUCUUCUCAAGCGCGUGCACGUUGACGACAUUGCUACCGCCGACCAAGAGCGAGCGUUUAACUGGCUUGGCGAAGUCCUCUUGCGCAACUUCAUGGAGCUCCGCCUGCACAACUUGAUCUGGAAUCGCGUUGUGCUCAUUUUGACCGAAGACCCGAACCUGCACAAGCACGUGAUUGACGAUGCCUCUGGUGUCGCGAUCGUUCUCGGCUUUACCGACGACCUCGACGACGUCGUUCGCUUCCUUCACCACCAAGUCGAGCAGCUCGAGGCCAAGUUCAAGUCCACCGACAUUGUUGCUGGCGAGUCGGUCAAAUCCCAAAGCAAGGCCAAGCGCCGACCGACCAAGCACGCAUAAAUGCCAAAUGCUCAACACGACGUCUGCUUAUUUGGAACGUUGGUGCCCGAUGCACACACGACGCACUGUGGAUGGUGCCGUGGUGGUGGGGCGGCUAAGGUGGCGUGCGCGUAGUCAUUAGCGUGAUGUUUGUAUGCCAAUACAAAACGCAAGUACCCCGAC